Molecule: messenger RNA, 586 nt
Organism: Mesorhabditis belari
Lineage: Eukaryota; Metazoa; Nematoda; Chromadorea; Rhabditida; Rhabditidae
Source: the annotation of a GenBank genome assembly
CAGCAGCUGUGCUGAUGUUUGGGCUAUUGGGACAAUCGCAAUCGAAUCUCUUGGGGUCAAACUUUUCAUGCCAAUCGGGAGUGUGGAAGAGAUUGCAGAAAAAAUUGCCCAAAACGGACCAGCGAAAGUUGUCUUGGAACAAAUCAAGACUGUGCUCAAGAACUUUGGUCAAAUCUCUAAUGGAUGGCCAAGCAGAGUUGAGAAAGAUUGGGGAGCAAUCAGCAUACCCAACUUCACAAAAUUAACGAAAUCGAUGGUUGAGCGGAGACCUGAGGAUCGACCAAUCGUCGAAAGUUGUCUAAAGGAUCCAUUCUUGAUAGAGUGCAAUGUGAAAUACGAGAGGCUCGAAUUGCAAAUGAAUCAUGAGACGAGGAUACAAAAGAUACGAAAAGAGACUCUCGCUGAGAUUGAGAGAUUUGGUGGUUCAAGAAGUUUGCUGAGGAUUUUAGAGUCUGAUUCAAGAGUGGCUAGGCCAACUUGGAACACUACAGCUCUAGCAAGGCUGAGCGGCGACGAGUCUCCAGUUUUCGACAAAGAUGAUCUCUUGGCCCCACCAGCCGUUUCUUUUACACCCACAAAUUCACCG